Messenger RNA from Aegilops tauschii subsp. strangulata, 900 nucleotides. RefSeq names its product pathogen-related protein. Lineage: Eukaryota; Viridiplantae; Streptophyta; Magnoliopsida; Poales; Poaceae. The record is from RefSeq and is a predicted model, not a curated record.
UACAUCUGAUUUUUCCUACAAGUAGGGAAUCAACCACACACCACUCUUGGUUGAAUCGAGUCGACUGGAAGGCUGCUGUUAGCCAUGGCCUCUGCUGAAGGAGGAGACAAAUACCGGUCGUUCCUGCACGGCGACGGCGAGAAGAACACCGUGUGGAGGCAUGGAGCCCCUCCCAACUACGACCUCGUGAACAAGCUCUUCGAGGAAGAGCGGACCAAGGAAUGGGCCGAGGGAUCUCUGGAAGAGAAGGUGCAGCGGCUGCUCAAGACCUGGGAGAUGGAGUUGGUCCACAAGGUGCGGCCCGAGGACCAGAAGAGCGUCCACCCCAAGAACUACUCCGCCACCACCAACGGGCUGAAGCCUCUGACGCGGGAGGAGGUGAUGGCCAUGGGCGGCUACAACGCGUUCCUGGCGACCACGCUGCCGCCGGAGCACCGCAUCUACGACCCGGACGCGGAGUCGGUCGAGUCGGCCACGUCCACGUUCCUCACGGCGUUUCCCCGGGGCUUCGCCAUCGAGGUGCUGGACGUGUACAGCGGCCCGCCCAAUCCCAGGAUCGCCUUCAAGUUCCGGCACUGGGGCUACAUGGAGGGCCCCUUCAAGGGCCACCCUCCGCACGGCCGCCGCGUCGAGUUCUUCGGCGUCUGUGUCUUCCACGUUGAUGAGGGCACCAAGGUGGAGAAGGCGGAGUUCUUCUACGAGCGCGGCAACUUCCUCGCAAGCUUCUUGAGUGCGCCAGCUUCUGCUGCUGCAUCGGCUUCAGGUUGCCCUGUGAUGAGAGGAGACUGAAGCGCGAAGGAAUUGGCGAAACGUGCGACUUGUUUCGUCUCCAGAAUUUCGGAUUUGGCUAAAUUCCUUGUAAUGGCAAGAAAUAUUUAAAUAAAUAAAAUAUUAUUUCAA